AGACGGAUUUCGGAGAAUAUUUUUCAUCAGUCAAUGGAUUGAGAUGAGAGAAGAAAAUCGAGAGCGAACGUGACGAGCCGUGCGAGUUUAGUUUCGUGUGCAGUACAACUAAACUGACGGCGUAUUCUUACAUUUCUUCGAAGACAAUGCAGAAACUCCGCGUGUAGGAUAGUGUUCUGUUAAAAUAUGAAUCUCUUAUGAAAUUUCCUUUGGAACUACAGUGAGAAUUACCGAGUUACCGGUUACUGAAGUAAACAUUUGUGAUUCUUGAAUAAACUUUAUGUGUGAUGGGAGAUAGAGAUUGGAGACCGUUUAUUUACGGCGGCCUUGCGUCGAUCGUCGCCGAAUUCGGCACAUUUCCUAUAGACACAACCAAGACCCGCCUGCAGAUACAAGGACAGAAGAUAGACCCUCGACAUGUGGAGCUCCGGUACACUGGCAUGGUGGACUGCUUCGUCAAGACAUCUCAGCAGGAGGGGGUCAAGGCACUGUACUGCGGCAUCUGGCCAGCUGUGCUCCGGCAGGCGACGUACGGCACGAUAAAGUUCGGCACGUACUACUCUAUGAAGAAAUGGAUAGCGCAGCACAGGGCUGACGGGGGCUCCAUAGAGCACCUGCCUACCAACACCUUCUGUGCGGCCUUCGCCGGUGGACUGUCCAGCGCCAUCGCCAACCCUACUGAUGUGCUUAAAGUGCGGAUGCAGGUGGGAGAUGAGAAGCGCGGGCUGGUGCGAUGUUUCAUGGAGAUCCACCGGCUGGAGGGGUGGCGCGGGCUGUGGCGCGGCGUGGGCCCCACGUCGCAGCGCGCCGCCGUCAUCGCGGCCGUCGAGCUGCCCGUGUACGACGCCUGCAAGAAGCGCCUCACCGUGCCGCUCGGCAACUCCCCGCUCAACCACUUCGCGUCCAGUCUGCUCGCCAGUCUCGGCAGCGCCGUGGCUAGCACGCCGCUCGAUGUCAUUCGGACGCGGCUAAUGAACCAAAGAAAGUUGAAGGGACAGGCGCCGAACCCCAACGAGAGGAUAUACAAGGGCACUGUGGACUGCUUCCUACAGACGGUACGCAACGAAGGCUUCCUGGCGCUAUACAAGGGUUUCGUGCCGACCUGGCUGCGGAUGGGGCCCUGGAACAUUAUCUUCUUCCUCACGUACGAACAGCUCAAGCAGAUGUACUGAACGUGGACUCUUGAUGCUCUGUAGACGUUGCUGGACUUGGUGAUUGAAUCACCAUGGCGCAGUAGAAUCUAGUGCUGAGGGCACGGCGAGAGUGAGCUUAUUGUACGUAGUUAUAGGGAUCAUUAUUCAAUGCCUCACUGUAAACAACAUACGACUUAGUUACUUUGAAGUAAUCUAUGAUUUUGUUAUAUUUCUUUGCAUUUUCUCACCAUUUACCGAAUAUAAGCAUUUCGUUGUUAGAUGGCAGCUUAACCCUAAGUGUUAAAGAGCUUGUGUAAGUUAUUUUAUGUUAAAAUGGUACAGAAACUCGCUUUGUUAAUAUAGUUCCUUGUUAGGUGGUAAGGUAUCAUUUAUUCUGUAUUGACACGUUUAUACGAUGGUUGUAGUCAUGAUCAAUAGUUGUAAUAAAUUAUCGACUUAUCUUUAACGUAGACGCUGGUUGUCUAUGUAUACUAACCAUAUUUUUUAAGUUGCGCAAAGUGCUGCGCUAAAUGCGUUUAAGUUGCGCAAAGAAUAUCACUGUAAAAAUUAACUGUAUGGCAUUUGUUCAAAGUUAUAUGUCCGUAGUGGCAUAUAAGUAUGUGAAUAUUAUCACAGUUUGGAACUUGAACAUUUUAUUUAAGAAAAAUUGUAUAAUAGAAGAUUUUUCAUUUGAUAUUUUGGUUUGUGCAAUGGAAUAUUGUGAGUUGUUAGCGAGGUAUGUGAGAAAGGUCUAUGUAUAGUAUAGUGCCGCGGCCGGUGAGACCGGAGCCCUACACAAGGUGGGGGCUCCGCGGCGCACUACGACGCUUGUGAGAUUGAGGUUAUAGGCACACAGUGCUCACUUUUAGACGAAUAUUAAUAUUAUAAUAUACUUCAAUGUUUUGUAUUAUUUUAUAUGUCAUGUUUGAUGUAAGAACUUGAUCUUUAGAUGUUUCUGCACCGUGUAAUAAAAUUGUAGUUUGCAAUACAAGACUGUAAGUUUUUAGCGUUUUAACGUAUCUUGAAUAUAAUAUAUUGUCGUUGAUAGCACUCUACUCAGUACUAUUUAUAAUGCGCAGUGUCAGUGACUGUGUGGUGACGUUGUUAUGAAGCUAUGUAGUUGUAAGUAGAACAUUUUGUAAAUAUUUAUUUUUGAAAGUAUCUUUCAAUUUAAUGUUAAUAAUGCCAUAUACUGACAUGUCUUUAUACUAUUCUCUGUGAUUCAGAAUAGUGUUUAUGAAGUAAGACGAUUUGUUCAUCCGUAAAGCAUUCAAAGUGUUGUCUAUACAAAGCACGAUUAUGAACCCAACUGAUUAAGAAAUAAGGGUGAUAAUGCCAUACUGGUGAAGUUGUGUUCAAGUGUCAUCCGACUUGUUUUGCUUAAUCAGACGCCAGCACAUUAUGGUACCCCGAAACGUCCAAAUUCUUCAGUAGAUUGUCAACUUUAUUACAAAGUAUUAAAGUCGAAAUUUGGAAUAGAAUUUCGGGUCCCUUGAUUUGCUGACGCGUUAACUUAGGAACAAGUCUUAAUCGUAAAUGGAUAUAAAAUUAAUUGUAUUUCGUGAUCUUAAAAUAUUUGGAGCACGUAUACUAUCAAUGAAUGUGGGUGUCGCUUACAUUAUGUAUGUGUUGUGUGAAACACUAGAAAUAGAAGCUUACUGUGAAUAUACACUAGGUACAAAGAAUUAGCCAAAUUAAUUUAAUCCAAAUAUACACAAUUGUAUAGAA
Molecule: messenger RNA, 2861 nt
Organism: Spodoptera frugiperda (fall armyworm)
Lineage: Eukaryota; Metazoa; Arthropoda; Insecta; Lepidoptera; Noctuidae
Gene: Bmcp
Product: mitochondrial uncoupling protein Bmcp
Exons: 7
Coding region: 288-1172 (294 amino acids)
Biological process (GO): transmembrane transport
Source: RefSeq, a predicted model, not a curated record